AUGAGGACAGAAGCACACGAGGAAGAUCAAGAAGAAACAAUUAUAUUCAUCUCUCUCAGGUCUAGGGAAGAAGAGGUCGAAAGACUGAGUGUGAACAGUGAGGAAGUUCAUAGGGAACUCGAACAUAAAGAUGCUCUGAUCCAGAAGCUGGAGUCGGACUUCUCUAUUGCCAAAGAAGAAGCAAGAAAGUCGGAAGAUAUACUCAGGUCUAGGGAAGAAGAGGUCGAAAGACUGAGUGUGAACAGUGAGGAAGUUCAUAGGGAACUCGAACAUAAAGAUGCUCUGAUCCAGAAGCUGGAGUCGGACUUUUCUAUUGCCAAAAAAGAAGCAAGAAAGUCGGAAGAUAUACUCAGGUCUAGGGAAGAAGAGGUCGAAAGACUGGGUGUGAACAGUGAGGAAGUUCAUAGGGAACUCGAACAUAAAGAUGCUCUGAUCCAGAAGCUGGAGUGGGACUUUUCUAUUGCCAAAGAAGAAGCAAGAAAGUCGGAAGAUAUACUCAGGUCUAGGGAAGAAGAGGUCGAAAGACUGAGUGUGAACAGUGAGGAAGUUCAUAGGGAACUCGAACAUAAAGAUGCUCUGAUCCAGAAGCUGGAGUGGGACUUUUCUAUUGCCAAAGAAGAAGCAAGAAAGUCGGAAGAUAUACUCAGGUCUAGGGAAGAAGAGGUCGAAAGACUGGGUGUGAACAGUGAGGAAGUUCAUAGGGAACUCGAACAUAAAGAUGCUCUGAUCCAGAAGCUGGAGUGGGACUUUUCUAUUGCCAAAGAAGAAGCAAGAAAGUCGGAAGAUAUACUCAGGUCUAGGGAAGAAGAGGUCGAAAGACUGAGUGUGAACAGUGAGGAAGUUCAUAGGGAACUCGAACAUAAAGAUGCUCUGAUCCAGAAGCUGGAGUGGGACUUUUCUAUUGCCAAAGAAGAAGCAAGAAAGUCGGAAGAUAUACUCAGGUCUAGGGAAGAAGAGGUCGAAAGACUGGGUGUGAACAGUGAGGAAGUUCAUAGGGAACUCGAACAUAAAGAUGCUCUGAUCCAGAAGCUGGAGUGGGACUUUUCUAUUGCCAAAGAAGAAGCAAGAAAGUCGGAAGAUAUACUCAGGUCUAGGGAAGAAGAGGUCGAAAGACUGGGUGUGAACAGUGAGGAAGUUCAUAGGGAACUCGAACAUAAAGAUGCUCUGAUCCAGAAGCUGGAGUGGGACUUUUCUAUUGCCAAAGAAGAAGCAAGAAAGUCGGAAGAUAUACUCAGGUCUAGGGAAGAAGAGGUCGAAAGACUGAGUGUGAACAGUGAGGAAGUUCAUAGGGAACUCGAACAUAAAGAUGCUCUGAUCCAGAAGCUGGAGUCGGACUUCUCUAUUGCCAAAGAAGAAGCAAGAAAGUCGGAAGAUAUACUCAGGUCUAGGGAAGAAGAGGUCGAAAGACUGAGUGUGAACAGUGAGGAAGUUCAUAGGGAACUCGAACAUAAAGAUGCUCUGAUCCAGAAGCUGGAGUCGGACUUCUCUAUUGCCAAAGAAGAAGCAAGAAAGUCGGAAGAUAUACUCAGGUCUAGGGAAGAAGAGGUCGAAAGACUGAGUGUGAACAGUGAGGAAGUUCAUAGGGAACUCGAACAUAAAGAUGCUUUGAUCAAGAGACUGGAAUCUGACUUCUCUAUUGCCAAUUAUAUACUGAUGUCUAGGGAAGAAGAGUUUCAAAGACUGUUUCUGACCACAGCGGAAAUUUAUAGGGAACUGGAACAUAAAGAGGCCCAAGUACAGAGGAUAGUGUCUGACUUCUCUAAAGCCGAAGAAGAAAGAAGAAAGUCUCAAGAUAUAGUUGAUGCAUAUAUUCAAAAGAUUAAAUCCGAGACGUCAAUAAUAAGAAGGCAGGCGGCAGAGGAAAUAGAGAAUAUAAAAAAACAUUUUUUUGAAGUACAAAAAGAGACUGUAAAGAAUAUGAAGGCUGAGGAAGAGAGACAAACGCUAAUAUUGGAAAUGAAUAAAAGCCUCUUCCAGACUUCCCUAAAAGAAAAAGAUAUAAGAAAUGCAGCUAUUAUAAGUCAAAUGACUGAAGAUUUGAAUAAACAGAAGCAAGCAGAAGGAAAGAAAUUAGAGAAAGUUGUUGCCAGACAAGAGAAGAUAAUGACACGAUCUAAAACAAAGAAGCAAGCAGAAGGAAAGAAAUUAGAGAAAGUUGUUGCCAGACAAGAGAAGAUAAUGACACGAUCUAAAACAAAGAAGCAAGCAGAAGGAAAGAAAUUAGAGAAAGUUGUUGCCAGACAAGAGAAGAUAAUGACACGAUCUAAAACAAAGAACCAAGCCGAAGGCAAGAAAUUAGAGAAAGUUGUUGCCAGACAAGAGAAGAUAAUGACACGAUCUAAAACAAAGAACCAAGCCGAAGGCAAGAAAUUAGAGAAAGUUGUUGCCAGACAAGAGAAGAUCAUGACCAGAUCUAAAACAAAGAUGCAGAUUAAAAAGUUGAUGAAAGACCAGAAAAACAACAAAGGAACUUACUGCAGGUUAGAAAGAAUUUUUGCUGAUGGAGAAUUUGUAAAAUGGAGUCGUGAUCCUUUAUGUCUGGAGUAAUAUGGUAAAACAUGCAGAAGUCAUCAGAAGAACAAUACAUGCUGUCAAUCUAGAUCCUGCUGCUGAACAUUUACCGUUUGUUUAUGUGUUACAUUUUUGUUUUAGUUGUCUGUUGUUUAUGUGUUAUAUAUUUGUUUUUAGUUGUUUAUGUGUUAUAUAUUUGUUUUCAGUUGUCGGUUGUUUAUGUGUUAUGUAUUUGUUUUUGGUUGUCGGUUGUUUAUGUGUUAUGUAUUUGUUUUUGGUUGUCGGUUGUUUAUGUGUUACGUAUUUGUUUUUGGUUGUCGGUUGUUUAUGUGUUACAGAUUUGUUUUUAGUUGUCGUUUGUUUAUGUGUUACAUAUUUGUUUUUAGUUGUCCUUUGUUUAUGUGUUACAUAUUUGUCGUUUGUUUAUGUGUUACAUAUUUGUUUUUGGUUGUCGGUUGUUUAUGUGUUACAUAUUUGUUUUUAGUUGUCGUUUGUUUAUGUGUUACAUAUUUGUUUUUGGUUGUCGGUUGUUUAUGUGUUACAUAUUUGUUUUUAGUUGUCGUUUGUUUAUGUGUUACAUAUUUGUAUUUAGUUGUCCUUUGUUUAUGUGUUACGUAUUUGUUUUUAGUUGUCGUUUGUGUAUGUGUUACAUAUUGUUUUUGGUUGUCGUUUGUUUAUGUGUUACAUAUUUGUUUUUGGUUGUCGGUUGUUUAUGUGUUACAUAUUUGUUUUUAGUUGUCCUUUGUUUAUGUGUUACAUAUUUGUUUUUAGUUGUCGUUUGUUUAUGACGUUACAUAUUUGUUUUUAGUUCAUUUUUUUUUUCUUUUUUAAUUUGAUUUGAUUGAUCUUUAAGCUCAGUUGGAUAGAAAAAUGUCUAAAUUUUGCUAAAUUCGUUCAGCCAUAGCCGAACCAUUGCACACAAUUAACAUUUGCCUGCAGCUCUUCAAUGUUACAUACUCGAAAGGAUAUACCAUAAAACACAUUUCAUAUUGUGUAAAAAUAAUUUAUGCAUUUUAAAUGCUUCUGGUCACUACUUCCUAAAGCACUAGCCAAAAAUCCUGUUAUACUGCUUGACAGUAGAGCCAGGCAGAAUACGUCAAAAGAUAUUUGUUCAUUGGGUAGCUUUGAUAUUCUAAAAUAUUAAUUUCAUGUUCUUGCAAGAUGUUGUACUCAGUAAAAACAAGUUUUAAGACGACGAACCUAAUUUGAUUGAUUUAUGUUGAAAAUCAUUGUAUAACUGAUUUUUUGUUCAGUUGGAUUAUCGGUAUAUAUUUCUCCAGAUAGAAUUUUCUGUUACCCUAACUAAAUGAAAAUUUUACUAUGCUUUUUUUCAAAAAUAUAAUAAAGAGUAUGGGUCACUGUUUUUUUUAAGCUACAAGUCAUGCACAAUUGCACAAAUUUGCAUACAUUAUUCUUGAAAACACACAUCUUUUUAAUAAGUCUUAAAGAAUUUUUAGAUAAA
Molecule: messenger RNA, 3973 nt
Organism: Mytilus californianus (California mussel)
Lineage: Eukaryota; Metazoa; Mollusca; Bivalvia; Mytilida; Mytilidae
Product: plectin-like
Exons: 32
Coding region: 1-2547 (848 amino acids)
Source: RefSeq, a predicted model, not a curated record